This is a messenger RNA of Lotus japonicus, 387 nucleotides long. RefSeq lists its product as uncharacterized. Lineage: Eukaryota; Viridiplantae; Streptophyta; Magnoliopsida; Fabales; Fabaceae. The coding region runs from base 1 to 387 and encodes 128 amino acids. The record is from RefSeq and is a predicted model, not a curated record. The transcript has a single exon.
AUGGAGGCCCUUUCACAUGGUUCAGGAAGCAAGGUAAUCUUCUCACUGUCUCGAAAAAAACUAGAUCGAGCCCUAGGUGAUAUUGAUUGGCGGGUGGAACUCCCAGACACUUGUUUGGAGAACCUGAGUCGGAUUCAUUCUGAUCAUUCUCCUUUGCUAGUGCAUUGUGGAGAGAGAUGUGUGGGUAGACCUUCUCGUCCCUUCCAUUUCAUUGCAGCUUGGGCGGAUCACCCUGACUAUCAGAAGGUGGUGAAGUAUGCCUGGACAAGUGGUGGGGAAGAUAUAACCACAAAGUUGGGCAGUGUCCGUGUGGAUUCUAUAGCUUUUAACACUUAUGUCUUUGGUGAUAUUUACAGGAUAAAGCGUCGAGUGGAAGCUAGGAUCUAA